Molecule: messenger RNA, 966 nt
Organism: Colletotrichum graminicola M1.001
Lineage: Eukaryota; Fungi; Ascomycota; Sordariomycetes; Glomerellales; Glomerellaceae
Exons: 3
Coding region: 1-966 (321 amino acids)
Biological process (GO): endoplasmic reticulum to Golgi vesicle-mediated transport
Cellular component (GO): Golgi membrane; COPII-coated ER to Golgi transport vesicle; endoplasmic reticulum membrane
Source: RefSeq, a predicted model, not a curated record
AUGCAGCGUCCACAAACGUACGGGCAGUCGCCUCCCUUGCACCACCCUGUACCCCAGCAUGUCUCGACGGUUCCCCAGCUGCGCUCGCCCCCUCUUCCCGUGUCGCAAUCGCAAUCGCAACAAGGCUACAACAGCCCCUAUCAGCAGCAAGGCGGCGCAAGUGGGAACGUUUUCGGCGCAUAUGGACAGUUCAUGAACGACCCCACGGCGCAAGUCGCGGCACAGUUCGGACAGUCGGCCUUCAGGCAUGGCCAGGAGUACAUGGAACAGAAUUUCAAUCGAUACGUCAACGUCAACGCCCUGAAACACUACUUCAACGUCUCAAACUCCUAUGUCAUCAACAAGCUAUUCCUCGUCCUCUUCCCUUGGAGGCACAAGCCAUGGUCGCGCAAGCAGUCCGUUGGGCCUAGCGGCCAGGAGGGGUGGUAUCUCCCGCCGCGCGACGACAUCAACAGCCCAGACAUGUACAUCCCCGUCAUGGCCGUGGUGACGUACAUCCUCCUUUCCACCCUCAUUGCCGGUCUUCGCGGCCAGUUCCAGCCCGAGCUUCUUGGAUACACGGCGUCGACGGCUCUGGUAAUAGUGGUUGCGGAGAUCCUGGGUCUGAAGUUGGGCUGCUAUCUGUUGGGCAUCUCGAACGACUCGCAGCUCUACGAUCUGAUCGCGUACUCAGGCUAUAAGUUUGUUGGUAUCAUCGUUACCGUUGCGGUGGCGGAGACCUUCAACGGCGGCAAAGGCACAGGUGGCUGGAUUGGCUGGUCGGUGUUCCUCUACACGUUCCUGGCCAACUCGCUGUUCUUGAUGCGGUCUCUCAAGUACGUCCUCCUGCCCGAGAACUCGGCCAAUGGCGUUGGCCCUAUGCAGACAGGCGAUUCCCGGGCCAAGCGGAACCAGAGAACCCAGUUCCUGUUCUUUUACUCGUACAUUGUCCAGCUGCUGUUCAUGUGGAUCUUGACGAGGCCUUGA